GAUGAGUAUGAUGCACAAUAAUAUUGGUAGGUAGGUAUAAUAACGUGUAGCGUAGGACGCACGUGAUUUCAACGGAGUAUUAAUAAUACGCAUCAUUUCUAUUCUCCGAACAGCGUAACAAACAGUGAAUAUUAUACACCCGCGAGGUCCGCGCGGGCAGUGUCAACCGCAGCUGUCCGCGUUAAUAUUUUUUGUAAUUUUUUUUUUUGGGACACAUCAUACGAGUGCACACGAGUGAAGAAUCAUAAUAUUUUUGAACCAAUAACAACCAUAACACAAUAAGUAACACGAUGGAACAGUGGAGAGGCAAAGUGGCUAUAGUUACUGGCGCCAGUGCUGGAAUCGGGGCGGCCAUCGUGGUCAAGUUGGCGGAGAGCGGCGUGCACGUCGUGGCGAUCGCCAGGAGAGAAAACGCGCUCAAGGAAUUAGCCGAAUCUGUAACUGACAAAAGCUACGGGACUAUUUAUACAAAGGUAUGCGACGUCACUAACGAACAAGCUGUAAAAGAUGUUUUUUCGUGGGUAGAUUCAACACUAGGAGGCCCCAGUAUUUUAAUUAACAAUGCUGGAGUUGCAAAAGUAUCGAGCCUUUUAAACGGAAAACUGGAGGAUUGGGAAGAAACAUUUGAUCUCAAUGUUCUGGCAUUGAGCGUGUGUUCGAGAGAAGCUUAUAAAUCGAUGACAAAAAACAAAAUCGAUGGGCACAUUAUUCAAAUAAAUAGUAUUGCUGGUCAUGGUUUAACUCCGUAUUUUGGGUUCAAAAUGUACAACGCUUCAAAGAAUGCAGUUACGAUACUGUGCGAUGGACUUCGACAUGAAUUACAAUUAACUGGAUCAAAAAUCAAAGUUUCGAGUGUUAGCCCGGGACCGGUGAGAACAGAUAUGUUAGCAGAUGUCAGGAAAAUCAUCACAGACCGAUCUACAGUGGAUACAACAUUUCUCCAGGUAGAAGAUGUCGCGAAUGCCGUAAUCACUUCUUUGGCAACGCCACCAAAUGUUCUUAUAGCUGAAAUGACUAUUAUACCAACUGGAUCAUUAAUACAGACUCAUUUACAACCCAGUUCUCAAGUCGUGGAAAAUGCAUUGAACUUAUAAGUUAUAAUUCAUUAUGCUAAUAUUUGUUUUAUUUGAUUCGUGUUAGUAUUAAGUAUAUUGCUUGUAUUUUAUUUAAAGAGUUUAAAGUUAACAACCAUUUGAUUAAAUGGUUAUUUGAAAAUAUACUAACGUAUUUUAUUAA
Molecule: messenger RNA, 1236 nt
Organism: Myzus persicae (green peach aphid)
Lineage: Eukaryota; Metazoa; Arthropoda; Insecta; Hemiptera; Aphididae
Product: farnesol dehydrogenase-like
Exons: 6
Coding region: 291-1094 (267 amino acids)
Molecular function (GO): oxidoreductase activity
Source: RefSeq, a predicted model, not a curated record